This is a messenger RNA of Uranotaenia lowii, 7742 nucleotides long. Its product is annotated as E3 ubiquitin-protein ligase TRIM33-like. The record is from RefSeq and is a predicted model, not a curated record. Gene Ontology annotation, cellular component: chromatin; nucleoplasm. Gene Ontology annotation, molecular function: ubiquitin-protein transferase activity; protein binding; zinc ion binding. Bases 1074 to 4496 code for a protein of 1140 amino acids. NCBI's taxonomy places the organism in Eukaryota, Metazoa, Arthropoda, Insecta, Diptera, Culicidae. The transcript is spliced from 12 exons. Gene Ontology annotation, biological process: positive regulation of DNA-templated transcription.
UCCGUUUGCUGGCUGCAUUCUCGAUUCGUCUGCGGUCUAGUCGCGUUGUCGGUUUUUCUUUGCGUACGUCCGGUGAUGAGAAAAGCGGAUAUCCAUCUCUAGGCUAGCCAGCACCUUUUCCAAGCAGCAAAUCUGCCGGGGGUUGGUAUUGCUGACAACCGUGUUGACUCGCGUGAAGUGAAAAAUUAUUGUUACUGGAAAUCGACGGAACCAGUGUAUGUUUUCAGGGGGUGUGUGAUUCGAAAAUUGAAACUGAAAAUCCGUCAAGGGCAUGACGUUGCCGUUUGUGUAGAUGAAAAACGGUGAUCCGAGAUCAAGUUUGUGAGAAGUUCCAAAAUGGCAACAAGAAAAAAUUUUGGAAAUAAAACUGCUGCUUUCUAAAUUGAGUGUUGUGUUAUUUCUUGAAACGUUGUAUUGCGUUGCAAACCAUCGAUGUUAACUGAUAGUACAAGCAGUCUUCAAAUGCGGUAAUGAUCCAUUGAAAAGAAUAAAAAUCUAGAGUGUUGUGCAAAUUGAGCUCCUCCCUGGGGGAAAAUAUCGUCUGUGGUUCCAAAAAAUUGCGGCCAUCUUUCCUCUCUCUCUGCGACUGGUGCUUCGUGCUCUCCUUUGCGUACGUGUGCAUUGGGGGAAGCAUUUUCUGCUAGACCGAGUUCGGCUCCGGCAUUGCUGAGCUGAGCACGGAGCAUUUGGCUGGCGUAGUAGUUGUGCACAAGCCUUCUGCGAUCCGUCAACAAGCUAGCAACGUAUCGGGGUGUGUGUGUUUUGGUGGGUUAUGCACACGUGUGUAUAGAAGUGUUUGUGUGUGUGGUGCGAUUCUGUGGGGUGGAAAAAUUUUCCAACAAUCCAAAAUCGGAAGUGAAAGUACCAUCAGAAGCAACAACAUCGGCAGCAGUAAUAUCAAGGAUAUACAAACAAAAGGCUCGACUAAUCUUCAAGGUCGUCCGAAGUUUUGCAAGAGUUUGGUUUUCUCAGCAUCUCAGCUAUUAAAGCUUUUUGUGCAUCCAUAGAAAAAAACACAAGUUACCAAAACCGUUCGGAUUACUGAGCACGAAACGGAACUAUAGGUAUCCAAAAUGUCGUCGACACAGUCAACGUCGACGGCUCCCAUGGCUCCCGUUCCGGCUGCUACUACUCCGGGGUCGGCAAGCACUACACCGGGUGGAUCGACCAGCAUGGAAACGGACGAUCUGGUUGAUCCGAUGAAUGAUUUCCUGCCGCUGUUGCCGGAAAACAUCAAACAGGAACUGUUUGAAAACUCUGACAAGACUACUAGUAGCACAGCCAAUCCGUGCGACAGUGCCGAAAACAAGGGCGAUGCUCCGGAAACGAACGCCACGACUGACACCCCGGCCCAGACCAAGUGCGUCUGGUGCCAGCAGAUCCUGACCACGACCGACCACCCGAAGCUGCUGGAAUGUUUGCACGUGGCCUGUGGGCCCUGCGUGAAGCAAAAGUUCUCGGACAUCUCGCACAACAGCCCGGUUCUGGUGUGUCCGGUGUGCAAAAUGGACUCCCGGAUGGAGUUUAUCAUCGACAACGUGUUCCUCAGCGAAAACACGGCAGACGACAAUCCGGGCAGCGUCGAGUCGACCAAGGAUAUGAUCAAAUGUAGCAGCUGCAGCGACGACGCCAUCGCCACGUCCUGGUGCGUCGAGUGCGCCGAGUUCAUCUGUGAUAGCUGUGUCCAGGCACAUCAGCGGCUUAAAAUUACCAAGGAGCACACGAUCAAACCGAAGGAGGCGGCCAACAUCGAGGUCCCCGGCAACAGUGGCCUGUCCGGAAAAAGCAUAAUGUGUCACAUACACUCACAGGAAAAACUAUCCCUAUACUGUGAAACGUGCGACCGGCUAACCUGUCGGGACUGCCAGCUGGUGGACCACCGGGAUCACAAGUACAAGUUCGCCAACGAGAUCGCGAGCGAAACCCGGAACUCGCUGCAGGCACUUCUCAGUGAAAUCAGCUACAAAAAGGUGCUGCUAUCCAGUGCGAUGAAGGUGAUCGACGACCGGCAGGCCCUGAUCACCGAGAAGAAGAAGGAGUUGUCCAAAGAGAUUGCCGACCUUGUGGUCAAGCUAACCAACGCCGUAAACAUGCGCGGCAAACAGCUGGUGUACCGGUUGAAUCAGGUAUGCGACACCAAACUACAAGUACUGAACGAAAAGAAGGAAGCGCUACAGCUUCUUUCCGGACACACCGAUCACUGCAUAGAAUUCGUGCAGUGCGCCUUGGACAAGGGCAGUGAUAGUGCUGUGUUAUACAGUAAAAAGACCCUUGCCAGGCAUCUCCAGAAGGUGAAAUGCCAGCGGGCGGAUAUUCCGAAUCCAGAAAUACCUGUCCGGGUACAGUUGUUCCUGUCGAACGUUCCGGAACUGCAGAACGUGAUCGCACGUAUCGGAACAAUCCUGGUAGAUGGAAAAGUGUACCCACCACCUCCAACGGGACCACCAGGAGGCAACGUUCCACCAGGUCCGACACCUGUACAGAACCGUUCAAAACAACCUAGUCCAAACAUUACGCCACCCCUUCGCCCUGGAAUGCCGGGACCAGGAAUGCCACAAAUGCCCCCAAACAACGCCAAUGGCCCGGGUGGAUUUCCCAAUGUCCCACCAAUGUACAACAGCAAUGGAGCGGUACCAGUGGGAGGACCCUUUCCUCCAAAUCAUCCUAUGGGACGCUCAUUUUCCCAGGAAAAUGGACCCGGAGGAGGCUUCGGGAGAUUUCCAAUGGGACCUCCUCAUGGCAUGCCUCCCCAACAGCAUGUCAGCUCCUCGACACAUCCUCAAAAUAUGGACUUACGUAAUCUGUUGAAUCAUCAAAAACCGAGCGGUCCAAACCGCGGUUCGCCAAAUGCCCCAAGCUCGACCGGAAAUGCUAAUGUUAAUAAUCAAUUUAACACAGCUAACUUUAUGGGCAAUGUGCCACCUGGUUCGGGUGGCCCUGGGCAGCAUCGGAUGGGCGGUCAAAUGGGAGGCCCUCCGCCUGGCUAUCUUGCGGGUCCUGGAGCCGGUCAUCAGAACUACAACCAUGGUCAACCGGGCGCCAACAGCAACGGAAUGGGCAUGGGAGGCAACAAUCCUCGCUUCCAGAAUUUCCAAAGAUUCGCAAUGCCCCCGGCUGCCCUGCGUCAGAUGAUGGGAAAUAAUACCUCAACUCUUCUCACACCAAAGCAGCAGGCGGCAGCUAUGCGAUAUCCUGGCCAGCAGACUCCUCCAGGAUACAACCCGAAUUCACCACAACCGGGACAAAUGCAACCUCAACACCCUGGAGCCUCAAAUCCGGCUGCUAGCUCCAGCAGUAGUGGGGGCGCCAAAUGGCAUAUUCCUCAAAACAUGCAAGGUCAACAAAAUAACGGUUUUGGUGGUCCAUCUGGUCUGCAUCUUUUCGGCAACGGACCAAACGAGUCGUUCAAAAUUCCCCUGAAAUCACCGGACACAAUGCGAAAUUCCAUGAUGAUGAACGGAGCCAACGCAAGCUCUAGUCACAGUCAAAUGUCGCCGCACAUGCAGCAGCAACAGCAAGUGCAGCAGCAGCAACAACAUCAACAACAACAGCAGCAACAGCAACAGCAAAAUCAUCACCUCCAGCAAAUGCAGAACGCUAUGGCUAACGUCAGUUCCACCAACCCAAAGACUCCAUCUCCGAGUACAAAUGAGCCCGCCAAAGAUUUCGCCGAAUCGAUAGACAAAACGUGCGAGGAUUCGGUUAAUGAUCUGAUGGCCACCAUUGCCAAACUAGACUCGAACGGCGUUCAGGUACUGCCAGAGGGCCACCGGGGCAAAACUACCUCGCCACAGGUGCACAGUUCCACAGAUCUCAACACCAGUGCCCUGGUAGCGGGAGCCGGUGCAGGAGUCCUGGUGGACGAUAAAAACCUUCCCAAGGAGCUCGAUCCCAACGAAGACUGGUGUGCGGUUUGCAUGGACGGAGGCGAGCUGAUGUGCUGUGAUAAGUGUCCGAAGGUUUUCCACCAAACGUGUCAUAUACCGGUCAUCGAUUCGCUGCCGGAUGAGAGCGAAACCUGGCAGUGUUUGCUCUGCUACAACUUUGCCGAUCUGCCACCGGAACCAAUGGGCGAAAAAAGGAACGUUGGCAUCUCACCGCGGGAUCUGAAGAUUCUUCAAAGGAUUCUACUGGAACUGUUCUGCCAGUACGAAACUAGCAUGCCCUUCCGGCAUCUGGAACCGGACACGAACAAGGCGUACUACGACAUCGUUUGCAGCCCGAUUACACUGACGAUGAUUCGGGAUAGACUAGAAAUGACCAACAAUGACCAUUAUGUGGAUAUCCCCUCGUUCAUUCUCGAUGUCAAGCGGCUGUUUAGCAAUGUCUAUUUAUAUUAUCAGGAGGACUCCAUCGUGUACAAGAGCGCCCAGAAGCUGGAAAAGUUCUUUGAAGACCAGCUGGCCAAAUGGUUGCCCAAGUAUCUGGAAACGGAAAGUUUUGACGAGUACAUGCUGAACCCGGCCAAACGCAUCAAGAGUCUACAGGAAGAUUAACAGUCAGCACCCAGCGGAGCCUCGAUGCAACCGCAGCAGCAACAGAUCCAGCAACAACAAUCCGACGCCUCCUCCCCCACGGUAAUCCGGCCGGUUCCACCUUUGGUGCAACCGCAGCCGGAGCCUUGUUUUUUUCCUGCCCAACGAGUGCCGCAACAGCCACCUGAAGCGACGGCCUCCCCAAAUGCCGAAGCAUUCGUUCCAGGAUCCGCUCCCGGUUGUUCCGGAUCAAGUGGCGGCGAUGGACGAGAGCAGCAGCAGCAAGACGGGAGGCCUCGUUCAAGGCAGACAAAAACGGAUCCGGAAGCUGCGAAUGGAAGUGGACUGGACCUUGCUACUGUUGCCACCAUCGCCGAAAAGCCGCAAAAAACGGAAGUCGACGGUUAAGGCGAAGGGUAAACAACAGAAAACUAGUGCUGCUCGGGUUGAAACGGGAAAGGUUCCAAAACCGGGGCGAGGACAGAAAAUAGUGAAAAAACAACAAAAAAGCGAAAGCAAAUCGACUGGGAGCUUGGAAGCUGACGACAGUAAGAAAAAACAAACUGAUGUUUGAAUGAAUAACGAAUGGGUUGAGUUUUGAUGAUAAUUGUAGCAUAAAUCAAAACCUUUUGGCCGGCGACACAGAUCGCUGUUCGCUGAGAAAAAAACAAAACUGUAAAUAGUAGGACACUAAGGACAUACUAGACUGUAGGGAUUCACAACACUGAAAUGUGUGAAGCAAAAUAAUUUGGAAACAUGCAAUCCGUAGUAUGUUCGAAUCUCACCCCGAACAAUUGAAAAUUGUUAGAUCAAAUCUAUACAUGGAAAGUCCAAAAACAAAAAAUUAAGACAAACAUAUGUAAACAGGAUCAAAAACUAUUCCUAAACAAAAGACUUUCGGAAUGUUUUUGUAUUGUCUAAAGGCUUUGAAUGCAUGCUGCAAUGUUGCAUUUUCUUUUAUUAAUUGAUUCCGUGAGCUUAUUGUGGGGAAAGCCAAAUGUUGACUCAAUAUUGUAAAUUUGUUUCAAAAGAGUGUUAAAAGUUAUUAAAAUUAACUUAAAAACUUCUUUUCAAUUAAACGCUUACUCGAUAUUUGAAGGUUUAUCUCAAUUUUACAAUCGAAGGCGUAAUUCCUUAACCGGAUAUUCUUGAGAAAGGCUUCCAUUUGUUUGAAAGAAAAUUCAACACAGCAACAUGAACUCAGACAGAAAACGCCCUGCGAUACGCAAGUUUAAUUUGAAAGUCUUACCAAUCUCUCACAGCAAAGUUGGGCAUUAUUAUGGUUUGCCCAAUACUCAACCUCCAACAUGGAAAUUAUCGUAUGUGACUUUAGUUUAAUAUAUCGAUUACUUUUUACCCUUUGUAAUGAUUAUUAUUUAUUUUAUCACUUAGCACGUAAAGCAUCAUCGCACUUUGAUUUGAUUGUAAUAUUUGAUUUUAAAUUCAACAUUUCAUAGAGCGACAACAGACGAAUAACGUCUUGUGUAUAGUGUGUGUCGGUACGUUUUGUAAAAUACAGGAAUACAUUCAAAAUCCAACUUGCAGAUUAACUAUUAGUGAGUAAGCCAAUGAGAUACAACAAACAAGAAAAAUCAAUUGAUUGAAAGAGCUGCAAAACCAUAACGCUUCCGAGCGACGACGAGAAUCACUUUGACUACGUAGUAGUAGGUAAAACUUCCCUUAUUGUCCCCCCAAAUUGACUACAUACAUAUUAUAGCUCUUAGCAUCGGUUGAUAACUUUAUAAGAAGUAGGUAGGGGGAAGUCGUCUACUACCGGACACUUAAGGUUUUCAAACAAUAACUUCAAAAAUAGAUUUUUGUAAAUAUUGGUUCCUCUACUGAUUUGAAGAGUAUCAAUAUUAUGAUCAGUUAACUAUAUUAGAAAAAAAAAAUAUUUACAACAUAUUCAUGUGGUAAGAGAAAUCAUUUAAUGUUAGUUUUUGCUCAUUUAAAAAAGUGUUGUCUAUGGCUGGACACUACGAAUUACUUCACUAAAGUUGUCACCAAUGGCCCAAAAACGUAGAAAAAUGACUGAAAUCACUUGCGCAGAUCUUGUGAGUAUGUGUUUUCCAAUACUGAACGUUCUAUGAAGCCAGUCAUAAAAGUUUUUUUGGCAAACCAGAAUAGAACAUUUGUUUCGAAAAAACUAGAGAAAAAUUCUCUAUGACCGGACAGCAAAAUCUAAAUUUUCUCAGAGGACCAAAAUAGUUUCGUUAUUGAAUCCUUAUCUUCUGCUAACCAUUUGAGGGUGCUAUAGAGAUGAAAAAAUGAAAGUUUCAAGUUGGAAUCAUCUAUAAUUUUGAAUAUUUUCUUGUCCGGUCAUAGACAACAACUGUGUGUCCGGUCAUAGACAAAUCGCAUUUUUUUAAAAUUUUCCUAUUAUUUCCUUUGAAUUUCCGUUUUGUUAUCUCAUAUCUAAUGUAGUUGAAAGAUAACCAAUCAACGAUGUCGUUCAUGUGCAGUUUAAAUUUUACAUGCCGAAAAAACUGACCACAAUACAACUGCAAAGUUUAGGCGAUCCUCUCCGUAGUACUAGGAAAAAGCUUUAGAUGCCUAUCAUUGUUUUACCUUUUCAGAUAAGAUUACCAUAUUUCUAACACCAUAUCAGGCUUCUAUUUUCUUUAUUUUCAUGGUGUUAAAACAUUAUUAGGAUAUUGUGUUUUCGAAAAAUCUAUGUUGUCCGGCCAUAGACGAUGUCCGGCCAUAGACGACUUCCCCCUACCUAUAAUCCUUAUUUCGUUAGUGUGCGAAAAGAGAAUCCUAAAACCAAGAAAAAAAAUAUACUCCUCAUAAGAAAAGCCCUCUUUUGUUCUCGAGACGCAAAACCAAUUUCCCCGUUUUUACAACCUUUAGACGAUUAGAUGUAACUGAAUUGGAAUCUUAUGAAGGUCUUUUGAACAGUGUGUAGGAGAAUGAGUUUCUAUUCUAAAAUUUUUUGAGUAUACGAGUUUGACUACCGUAAAAUGUUAAGGGUGUAUUUGGAAAAAAACGGAACCACUCUAACUGUGGUAGAUUUGUUGAAUAGCGCACGGUGGAAGCUCCCCCAAUCCCAUGACAACCGUAAGAUUAUAGGUUCAUAGUCAGCCCCCUUCUCCUUCCUAUUAUGAUUAUUAUUAUUAUUAUUAUCAUAACUACAUCAUCAUUAUUAUUAUUACGGUCGUAACAAGAAACUAGUGGAGUAUGAGUUUAGGUAUAAAAUUGAAAAGUAGUAAUACUCUCUCUGAGAUGGAAACAGAAUAAAACUGACCUUAAAACGUAAAGAAUCUA